Molecule: messenger RNA, 3561 nt
Organism: Anopheles maculipalpis
Lineage: Eukaryota; Metazoa; Arthropoda; Insecta; Diptera; Culicidae
Exons: 7
Coding region: 19-3561 (1180 amino acids)
Biological process (GO): glutathione catabolic process
Cellular component (GO): plasma membrane
Molecular function (GO): glutathione gamma-glutamate hydrolase
Source: RefSeq, a predicted model, not a curated record
AUCCUCGAAGGGUGGAAAAUGAUAUUGAAUAUCAAUAAGAAAAAGCUUCUGCUGCUCUCGGUACUAGCAGCAGUAGUGAUCGUUGCCCUCGUCGUUGGCCUUACCGUUGGUCUACGGUCCCGAGACGAUAACAGUCAAUCCGCUUCCCAUGCACGGCUUACCGGUGCAGCCGUCACAGCGAACGGCAUCGAGUGUGCCGGCAUCGGCGAGGACAUACUGCGUCGCAACGGUUCGGCAGUGGAUGCCGCCAUUGCCACACUGUUCUGUGAAGGUGUUACCUGUCCGCAGAGUAUGGGACUCGGCGGUGGCUUCCUAGCAACAAUCUACAUCCGCGAGACGAACAAAGCCCAUGCGUUGAUUGCGCGGGAAGUGGCACCGGCCGCAGCCACCCAGGACAUGUACGUAAACCAAUCCUCAGUGACGGGUGGUCUUGCGGUGGCCGUACCCGGCGAAUUGAAGGGCUACUGGACACUGCACCAACAAUACGGACGGCUCGAGUGGAAAGAGCUAGUCGAGCCGACGAUUCGGCUAUGUCGGGAGGGCCAUAUGGUUACGGGGUAUCUGGAGCGGAUAUUGAAAGGCCGCGAGGAACGUAUCCGCAACGAACCAACGCUGCGAGACGUGUUUAUUAAUCCGGCUACGCAGCAAACCUGGCAGGAGGGUGACCGGCUGAAACGACCGACGUUGGCCGAUACGCUAGAAGUGAUCGCGACGGAAGGUGCUGAUGCGCUGUACAGUCGCAACGGAACGCUGCUGCCGAAGCUGAUGCGCGAUCUCAAACUGUUCGGAAGCAUCAUCACCGAGGACGACUUUUACAACUAUGAGCCACGGUGGAUAGCUCCGGUACAAACCAGUAUUAGAAAAUCUAGUCAAGUUUACACGAUGCCGCUUCCCGGCAGUGGAGCCAUUUUGAACUACAUGCUAAACAUCCUAGACAACUACGACGACCUGCGGCCGGGUGAUCCACUCUCGUGGCACCGGAUAGUGGAGAGCUUCAAGCACGGGUACGGCAUGCGCACAAGGGUCGGCGAUCCAAUGUACGUGCCGGGCAUUGAAGACGUGCUGGACAAGCUGUCGAGCAAGACGUACGCUCGGUACAUCUACGAAACGAUCAAAGACGAUCAGACGAGCUCGGAGUAUGCACACUAUGGGGCCGAAUUUUCCAACGAGCAGGACCAAGGUACGGCGCACGUGUCCGUGCUGGCCCCGAACGGUGAUGCGGUCGCGAUCACGAGCACAAUCAACAAUAUCUUGGGUGCCAUGGUGCGCUCCACCACGACCGGUAUCGUGCUGAACGACGAGAUGGACGAUUUCGCCACGCCCGGACUAAUAAACUCGUACGGUUUGCCGGCAUCACCCGCCAACUUUAUCGUGCCCGGCAAGCGUCCGCUUUCCUCGAUGACACCGACGAUCGUUACGGACGAAACGGGCGAUGUGCGGAUUGUGGCUGGUAGUGCGGGUGGCUCGCGUAUUACCACCGCCACGAUGCAGCUGAUCGUGCGACAUCUGAUAUUUGGCGAAACGCUGGACACUAUCAUUACUACGCCCCGGAUGCAUCAUCAGCUGGCGCCGAUGUCGAUCGAGUACGAGAAAGGGUUCGAUCCGGUUGUGAUCGCCGGUCUGCAGGCUCGUGGUCACGUGUGCAAUGAGGCAGCGUCGGAUGGUGGGUUUGCCGCACUGACGGCGAUCAUACGCCAUGCGGACAAUCGCAUCGAGGCUACGUACGAUCCGAGACGAUCCGGAAGUAUCUCCAUUUUGAAGGAUUCAUUCACGUACGAACAAUCGACCGUACGCAACACCAUGAAGCGCCGGACCAUUCUCACCCUACUGAUCGCAGCGAUCAUACUGACGAUCCUUACGGUGGUGUUUGUGCUUGCCACCCAGGGCAACAUAACACUGCCACCGGCCAGCGAUGUACCACAGCAGCAGCAGCAUCGGCAUACCGGUGCGGUCGUUGCAAACGGGGCCGAAUGUGCCUCCAUUGGCGCACAAAUCCUAAGACUCAAUGGAACAGCCGCUGAUGCCGCCAUUGCGACACUCUUCUGUGAGGGUGUCACGUGUCCACAAAGUAUGGGCCUCGGCGGAGGUUUCCUAUUAACAAUUUAUGAUCGAAAGAACGGUACGAUCGAAACGCUGAACGCACGCGAAACGGCUCCGGCCGCUUCUGAGCGUACUAUGCUGCGUGUGGCCAAGGAACGGGGUCAGGACACGCGAGGACUAACUGUGGCAGUACCGGGUGAACUGAAGGGUUACUGGGAGUUACAUCAACGGUACGGACGGCUCGAGUGGGCUACCCUUGUGCAGCCAACGAUCGAGCUGUGUGAACGGGGACAUCUGGUGACGCCAUAUUUGAGCAGAAUUUUAAAGCGCGUGGAGACUCAACUCUAUGAGGAACCAUCGAUGAGGGAAGUGUUUAUUAAUCCGGCAACAAACCGCACCUGGCAGGAGGGAGACACGAUCAAGCGACUAAAGUUGGCGGAAAGUUUGCGGAUCGUGGCACGGGAAGGCGUUGACAGUUUGUACAGCAGGAACGGUACGCUACUCAAGAUGCUGAUGGAGGAUCUAAAGUCGUUUGGCAGUAUUCUAGACGAGGAAGACUUCUUGAGUUAUAGGCCACGCUGGGAGUCUCCCGAUUCAGUGACACUAAAAACGGGCGAACAGGUCCAUUCCAUCACGGUUCCUGGUAGUGGAACGGUGCAGAACUUUAUGCUCCGCGUUUUGGAUGGCUACACCGACAUGAAGGCAAACGAUUCCCUUACCUGGCAUCGUAUUGUGGAGAGCAUGAAGUUUGCGUACGGUUUGCGCACACGGAUCGGUGAUCCUGCGUUUACACCGGAAGCGAUUGAAACUAUUGGCAAUAUGACGGAUCCACGGUUUGCGAUGCACGUCCGCAAUAAGCUGAUCGAUGAUGACCGGACGCACAACGAUUUCGUAUACUAUGGUGCUGAGUUUGCUGACGUUGAGGACAAGGGAACAGCCCAUAUCUGUGUAUUGGCACCUAACGGUGAUGCAGUAUCGGCAACGAGUACCAUUAACUAUCUACUUGGCGCCAAAAUACGUUCCCAAUCGACGGGCAUCAUUCUGAACGAUGAAAUGGAUGAUUUUUCCACACCGGGCACUGUCAAUACGUACGGCUUGCCGGCAUCGCCCGCCAAUUUCAUUACCCCGGGCAAAAUUCCACUCUCCUCCAUGACGCCCUCGAUCGUUACUGAUCGCAGCGGUGCGGUGCGAAUGGUUCUUGGUGGUGCCGGUGGAUCACGCAUCACCAGUGCGACGGCCGUCAUGAUCUAUCGCCAUCUGGUGUUUGGCGAUGAUCUUGAGACAAUCAUGAACGAGAAACGGCUUCACCAUCAGUUAGCACCGAUGUGGGUUGAUUAUGAGGCAGGAUUCCCGCAGUCCAUACUGGACGGACUAACGGCGAAAGGACACCGUGUGAAGGAGAAAACUCCCGAUGCCGGAUUUGCCGCUGCUACUGGGAUUGUGCAGGAUGCGAAGGAGCAGAAGGUUCAGGCUGCCUUCGAUCCGCGGCGCGGUGGCAGUGUGGAGAUUGUGAAAAUGUGA